AUGUCAAACUCCAAACACGUGGCGGACAAUUACAAGCAAAUCUCGCUUUGGCAAAGAGGGAACGGAAAAAAACUGAUCGAUAAUAUAGAGAUACAUCGCGGGGAUGUUAUCUUAGAUAUGGGCUGCGGUACUGGAGAAUUGUCUGCGUAUCUGGCCGAGCUUGUAGGAGAAGAUGGAAGAGUCGUUGCCAUUGAUCCCGACAGGUAUCGAGUAGAAGUGGCUCAAGAAUCACACAGCGAAAUAAAAAAUCUUGCAUUUCAUGAAGGCAGCUCUGCAGACUUUGCAGGAAUGGGCUCAGAGACUUACGACAUGGUCUUUUCUAACUUUGUGUUUCACUGGAUUCAGGAUAAAGAAGAAGCUCUCAAGAAUAUGUUUUGUAGCCUGAAACCAGCAGGAAAAAUUGUGCUGUCUUACGGCGAUCGCCUUCCCUCUUUCGUCGAUAAAAUUUAUCGAGAACUUCAAAACUCUGAAAGCAAGGAACGUAUGCUAAACAAACGCUUUUACGAAAGGAGGACAAAGAUUGAAGAGAUGUGUUCGGCUGCGGGAUUUGACAUCGUGAAAAGUGUCGACAUCAAGAUGGAGGAUUUGGAGUUUGAAAGUGUUGAAAGCAUGUGCUCGUAUGUCUGGGCAACUAACCAAGGCAGGUUUGAUCGAGAGCUAGUCACGAAAGACAAGAUAGCAAGUUUUUGUGCUCGGUACACAAGCGGGGAAAAUUCUAAACCGUUCACGGUGUUUACCAAUGAAGGAGAUUAUUAUUGCGUAUUGAUUGCAGCUAAACCAGGAAAAACUUGA
Molecule: messenger RNA, 792 nt
Organism: Stylophora pistillata
Lineage: Eukaryota; Metazoa; Cnidaria; Anthozoa; Scleractinia; Pocilloporidae
Source: RefSeq, a predicted model, not a curated record